Molecule: messenger RNA, 2052 nt
Organism: Gadus morhua (Atlantic cod)
Lineage: Eukaryota; Metazoa; Chordata; Actinopteri; Gadiformes; Gadidae
Gene: slc24a4a
Product: solute carrier family 24 member 4a
Biological process (GO): calcium ion transmembrane transport; intracellular calcium ion homeostasis
Cellular component (GO): plasma membrane
Molecular function (GO): calcium channel activity; calcium, potassium:sodium antiporter activity
Source: RefSeq, a predicted model, not a curated record
AUGAUGCAUUCCUUGGGGAUCACCUGGGGAGUGUCUGCCCUGACUGACGUGUCUAGGUUACAUCUUGAGUCAUUCCCAGGAGCGUCUCUUGACCAAUCUCAACGCAGGAAGCUUUUGGCUGUCGCCAAUGGCACCCUUGAGAUCAACUGCACUGAGCCAGCCAUUCACCAGUUCCCCACAGACGUCUUCUCCAACAGCCAGAGGAGGCAAGGAGCUGUGGUGCUGCACAUAGUGGCAGCUAUGUACAUGUUUUUCGCGCUGGCAAUCGUGUGCGACGAUUACUUUGUUGUUAGCCUGGAGAAGAUCUGUGAGAAACUGAGCCUUACCGAGGAUGUAGCAGGAGCCACUUUCAUGGCCACAGGAAGCUCUGCGCCGGAGCUUUUUGCUUCUAUAAUAGGUGUUUUCAUAACGCACGGUGAUGUCGGGGUCGGUACUAUCGUCGGCUCGGCUGUUUUCAACAUCCUUUGCAUCGUUGGAGUCUGCAGUCUAUUUGCCGGUCAGGUGGUCCACCUGACUAAGUAUGCCGUUUUUCGUGACUCAUUUUGCUACACAUUGUCUGUUCUGGCCCUCAUGGCAUUUAUCUAUGAUGGACGGAUAAUGUGGUGGGAGAGUUUGGUCCUCGUCUUCAUGUAUGUCGGAUACAUCCUCGUCAUGAAGUUCAACAGCAGUAUUCAACGCUUUUUUACCAGGGGUGGUUCGGUAAAAGCCAUAACCAAUGGCAACGCAGCCUUCAACCCGGAUGACUAUAGUUUCCAUGGCGACGGCAAUGAUCCCACCAAGCGCCUAUUACCAGAGGGACCUGCAAAUAAGAUGACAUCGGGAGAGGAGGGAAACCAUGAACAAGCACUUAACUCACCCUUCAGAAUCCCUGGAAGCCCCCUGGAGAUAUUCAAGUGGCUAGUCUCCUGGCCAAUCCUCUUCCUACUCUCCCUCACUCUCCCUGAUGUCAAUCAACCACGCUGGGAGAAAUAUUACCUGGUUUCCUUUUUUGGCUCUACUGUGUGGAUAGCGGUCUUCUCUUAUGUCAUGGUGUGGAUGGUGACGGUGGUCGGCUUCACCCUGGGCAUCCCAGACGUCAUCAUGGGCAUCACAUUCCUGGCUGCCGGCACCAGUGUCCCGGACUGCAUGGCUAGCCUCCUGGUGGCACGACAAGGCCAGGGUGACAUGGCCGUGUCCAACUCUUUGGGCAGUAACGUCUUCGAUAUCUUGAUUGGCCUAGGAGUUCCCUGGAGCAUCCAGACCCUUGCUGUCAGCAUGGGAUCCCAGGUUCUGAUCAACAGCAGAGGGCUCUUCUACUCUGUGGUGCUACUGCUGGGCUCUGUGACCCUAGCUGUCCUUGGUAUCCAUGUAAACGGAUGGCGCCUUGAUACUCGUCUAGGGGUGUAUGUGCUGCUACUCUAUGUCAUCUUUCUAACCAUCUCCAUUUUAAUAGAAUACAAUGUUUUUACAUUCAUAAACCUGCCCAUGUGUUUAGAAGGAUAAGUGUAUAGGUGUGUGUGUGUGUGUGUGUGUGUGUGUGUGUGUGUGUGUGUGUGUGUGUGUGUGUGUGUGUGUGUGUGUGUGUGUGUGUGUGUGUGUGUGGUCCCAGUCAGUCCCUGAUAAAGCUUAUUGUAUCACACACAUCUGAUGGUCAAAUGUUCUUAUACAGCUGUUAGGCUACAUGUAGCUCCAGCCUGCCAAUAUAUAACUCACACUCUGUGUUUGUGUGUUUGUGUUUGUGCGUGCAUGCAUGCCUAUGUGAAUAUUUGUGAAUUUGGCUGAAGAAUUUGACAAUUUCUACGUUGAAUGUUGGUCUGUAUCUUAGCAUUGUAGGGCUAGAUUAGAUAUUUUGUAAUACCAUGACAAUCAAAGGACAUUAUACACAAGAUGUGUAUGAUAGCAUCUGCCAACUGGCUGAAAUUAUUAUAUAAGACUAAAUUUGUAUUCAAAGAAAUUUGAGGUAAUACGAUUACAUGUAUAAAAUAUCCUUCCAGUAUACAUGCUUGAACGUUUAUUUCCGAGUUAAUAUCUGAUCUGUGACGGAUGAAUAAAUAUCAGGUACCCUGGUUUGAA